UUCAUGAUCUUGAAAUAAGCAAGAUGCCUUUAGUAGUAAGCCUCGAGAAGAUUUUGGGACCGGCAGGUGUCUACAAGCGCCCGUUUUAUGACGACAAUUACAUAGACAGAAUGAGCUACUACUACACAAACAUGUUCCUCCUCUUCUACGUCAUGCUAUCCGUCACGGAAGAGUGGUUCAAAUUUCCGGUCAAGUGUUUUUGUCCAGUAACCUUCACUCCUGAGGAGGUCAUUUAUACAAAUCAUCUAUGCUGGGUUGAGAAAAUGUACUUUGUUCCCUGGAAUAGGACUAUUCCAAGUGAUUACGACAUCCGACAACUGGAGAUGCAAAUUCAGUACUACCAGUACGUUCCUGUCACGUGUUUGAUGAUGGCGUUUCUGUUUUAUCUACCCAGGCUUGUCUGGAAGCAGUGCACCAAUUCCAGUGGAUUGAAGCUGAAGAAGCUUAUAGAGAUGGCGAGAUCUUACCAACUGGAUGACGAUCAGACUCUCAUGGAAAAUGAACUGAAGUUUCAGUACGGUUUGACUGACACCGAUCCUUAUGGUGACGAAAGGCGAAAGGACGUGGUCAGAACGCUCACUGAGUACAUAGACUUGUACUGUGCCAAGGUACAACCUUACAGAGCUGGUGCACUUCCUUCGUUACGGGAACGUUUCGGGAGUCUGUGUUACCUUGGUGUGGGCAGACAUUAUGGUAACUUCUUUCCUGCUCUUCAGAUUGGUGUCCGAGCUCUUUACUUUCUGACUGCCUUCGGUCAUCUAUGGUUUUUGAACGCAUUUAUUGGAAAUGAGUUCGCUUUCUAUGGAUAUGAGGUCGUAAUGCGGUUUUUGCGGGGUGAAGAGAAUUAUAUCGGAACUUCUCGGUUCCCCAUCGUCACAUUAUGUGAUCUGGAGAUCAGAAGAAUGUUUACGUUUUAUCGGUAUACCAUACAAUGUGUUAUCCCUAUCAACAUCUUCAAUGAAAAGUUCUUCCUUUUUCUUUGGUGUUGGCUCGUUGUUCUUUCUUUGUUGUCUUUCUUAAAUCUAUUUAUAUCCAUUGGCAAAUUUGUCACCCAUUACACGAACAGAUCGUUUUUGAAGAAGUAUCUUGCAAUAAAUGGCAUUUAUUGUCGAGGUGAAAAGUCCAUGAAAAUUCCAAUCAGACGAUUUUACAAUCAUUUGAAACAGGAUGGCGUUUUUAUUCUUCGCUUAUUAGCGCAGACGACAAAUACAGUUGUCGUCACGGAAGUAAUGAGGGAAUUGUGGGAGAAGUUUCGGGAGAGAGAGUUGGAGGAAAACGAUCCGAAUUUCGAGAAAAACAAUAACAAGAAAUUUCCACAGACCACUGGCGUUGUGAGAUUCGAUAACACAGUGAUACACGUCGACGGAACCGGGUCACUCUCUUACUGUUCAGAAAGGGACCUCGUUACCAGAUUUAGAAAAGAAACUUUUGUUUGA
Messenger RNA from Saccostrea echinata, 1436 nucleotides. RefSeq names its product innexin unc-9-like. The coding region runs from base 24 to 1436 and encodes 470 amino acids. The record is from RefSeq and is a predicted model, not a curated record. NCBI's taxonomy places the organism in Eukaryota, Metazoa, Mollusca, Bivalvia, Ostreida, Ostreidae. The transcript is spliced from 2 exons.